AUGGUGCGGCAGAAGGAUUGCUCGACGAGCUGCUCUCUGCUCAGCGCGACCCGCGAUGAACUGCACGACGAUGAUCGCAGAGAGUUGAUUUCUCGGGUGCUUUCCCACUACGAGCAGUACUACCAAGAGAAAUCCAGAAUCGCGAACCGCGACAUCCUCCUCGCUUUCUCUCCCUCGUGGUUCAGCUCUCUGGAACGAUCCUUCCUCUGGAUCGCGGGAUUCAAGCCGGGGAUGGUGGUUCAGCUCGCGAAUCAGGUUUUGGAUGAUCUGUCCGAAGAACAGAGGGAGAGAAUGAGUGAGCUCAACCAGGAGACGAAAUCAGAAGAACGAGUGCUUAACGACGAGUUCGCGAAGAUUCAGGAAAGCGUGGGAGCAUCGCCGCUGGUGGAGGCGGCGAGAAGCCAGGGGCGAUCGUGUUUGAGCGAGUCGUAUAGAACAGAGGAUGGUGGCGGUGAAGUACCAGAGACGCUGAAGAUUGCAUUGGAGAAUUUGGUGGUGAAUGCAGACACAUUAAGGAUGAACACAGCGUUGAAGGCGAUGAAGAUAUUGAAGCCGUAUCAGGCUGUGAAUGUGCUGGUGGCUGUGGCUGAGCUUCACAUCAGGAUUAGAACGUGGGGCCUGGAAAAAGACGCUCAUCAGGGUGGUGCAGGUGGGUAGGCAGGUAAAUGUGAUUUACUACCACUUCACUGGAAUCUCAAUGGCUUUUCAUUUCUGCAAAUUUUUUUUUUUUUUACUCUGACCAAAUCAUUUCAGUUGAUUUGAUUCGCUCUGAAACUAAAUUUCUUUUUUUGACACUGUUUUGAAGUCAGAGUCUCCCACCUUCAUCGGCAUUAUGCAUAUAUAGUAUUCUACGGUCGAAUGUAUAUAUUUUUUGGCCACCUACGGCUGAAUGUA
Molecule: messenger RNA, 894 nt
Organism: Neltuma alba
Lineage: Eukaryota; Viridiplantae; Streptophyta; Magnoliopsida; Fabales; Fabaceae
Product: protein DOG1-like 4
Exons: 1
Coding region: 1-657 (218 amino acids)
Biological process (GO): DNA-templated transcription
Molecular function (GO): sequence-specific DNA binding
Source: RefSeq, a predicted model, not a curated record